GCCUUGGCGAUUUAGGCGACAACUAAAGGACACCCUAGAAGACGAAUCAGAAAUAGGCAGGAAGUUUUCUAAUCUGCUUACUGAUAUUUUGCCGCAUUUUACAUCAUCAUGUCGGAUCCCCAAGCACGGUUACAGGCGCUGUCUGAAGACUUCCAGAAGCUUCAAGGCGAACUUCAGAACGCUGUGGCGUCGCGACAGAAGUUGGAGGGUCAGAAGCAGGAGAAUCUCGGUGUGCAGCAGGAAUUUGAGCGACUACAAGAGGGAGAGACAAUCUACAAGCUCGCUGGGCCAGUGCUGCUGAAGCAAGACAAAUUUGAGGCUGAGAACACAGUCAAGGGCCGUCUAGACUUUAUUAGUAGUGAAAUUACACGACUAGAAGACACAAUCAAGGAGACGCAAGAGAAGCUGGAGAAGAAAAAGACAGAGAUCAUUCAGAUCCAGACUGCAGCUCAAAGCCAGGGCAAGGAAGCACCUCAGUAAUGACGAGAGAGGAAAGAAAAAUAGACCAUGAGUUGAGUUAUAUUCUACAGUACGCGGAUUAUUAUAAUGCAAAUACCUGGCACUUUAUGAGCGCCGCGCUAAUCGGAGAGUCCCUUAAAAAACGCCAGUCGUCAAGUUUGAAAGUUCGUGAUGUGGUUUAGUUGAUCGCCAUGAUGCUGAAGCCCCAGGGAAUGCCCAUGUUCUUGUGGUCUUGGGCUGCGCUGGGGGAGAACAUAAAAUCUUGCUUGUCAUCUGCAGCAACGGGCUGAGGUGUCGCAGCGUCUUCGUCUGCGUCGAUAGCAGAGAGGAUAGCUUCAGCAACGUCGCUCUUACGAGAACAAUUCUCAAAGACAGCAUCACCCUCAAUGAGACUCUGCAUCAAUGGGCGCUGGUCACUCUCCGUGAAGAGCUGCACCUCACGGUUAAGAACGCCAUAAGUGACCUUCUCACCGGUCUGAGCCAAGCGCUGGAAGAUCACGGCGAAGGCAGCGAUGGCUUGUGCGAGGAUACGGGCUUUUUGCUUGGAGCUCAGGUGGGCAAAGAUCUCGGAGUCUUCUUCGAGGGCGGAUUGGGUGUUUGUGUCGAAAAUGGAUUGGAGGAUGCGGUGCAGGAUGUUGCGGCAUGUUAGGUCGAGAUCGGCGCUGACGUCGAGCUCGAAGACUGAGGAGAUGCUGCGGAGAAUGCUGGAGAGGGCGUCGAGAGGGCAGAGGUCUUUGGGGAGGCUGACGUGCCCUUGAUCAAUUGUGAAGAUGUCAAUUGCGGCGUUGACAGCGGCUGAGGAUGUUAGUCAAGGUUUUGAGAGGUAGUGAGGGUGGUUUACUUUUUCGGGUGGUGUCGAUGUCGAUCUCGACGCUUGAGACAAUAGAGUUGUUCUUGAUGGCUUCCAUUUUGAUGUAAGUGAGUGAGUGAGUGAGUGAUGUGAGAAG
This is a messenger RNA of Fusarium verticillioides 7600, 1406 nucleotides long. Its product is annotated as prefoldin beta subunit. NCBI's taxonomy places the organism in Eukaryota, Fungi, Ascomycota, Sordariomycetes, Hypocreales, Nectriaceae. The record is from RefSeq and is a predicted model, not a curated record. Gene Ontology annotation, biological process: chaperone-mediated protein complex assembly; protein folding. The transcript has 4 exons. Gene Ontology annotation, cellular component: cytoplasm; prefoldin complex. Bases 109 to 480 code for a protein of 123 amino acids. Gene Ontology annotation, molecular function: protein-folding chaperone binding.